UUUUGAAUGUAUUAUCUAUUCUAACACGUUGCUAUCUUCAGAUUUACUUCGCUUAACACCUUCAUUGUUUUGCUAGAUGACGUUCCAAGAAAAUGAGGUUAAGGGUAUUGUUUUGUUUACUUAUCAAACAAAUUUAAUAACAAUGUUUGAAAACAGAUCGUUUGUGUAAUUCUAUAUAUAAUGAUUGAAUAUUUAUAUUUCAAUUGCAUAGAGGAUUAGUGCUUUUACGUUUAUAUUUUAUCAGUUGUACCGAGGCGUAAACAUAUUUAAAAUCCUGAUGACUUCCCACAAACAAAUUGCAAUUACUCAUUUUGUCGUGUCUUUUAUAUUAUUUUCCAUUACAUGUGCUUUGAAUUAUGUAUAUACUAUACUAUCGUUUGAUUUGACCACGUUAAUAUGCCUUCAAAGUCUUGUGAUCAUAAUUACAUUCAUUGGAGCCCAUAUAGGAGAAGACAAAAUUAGUAUUCCAUGUAGGGCAUCAAUGCUUGGUGGCCUUUUUGCCUUAGGAAUAUAUAUAAACUUUGCGACUUCGCCACACCUUCGGGUUUUUGGUAUUUACCUCUCGGUAAUGGCAUUCUUUCACUUCUCGGAGUUUAUAGCAAUUGCCAUGAUUCAACCUAAUCAAGUCACAGCCAAUUCCUUUGUGCUCAAUCACAGCCCCCAAUACAACAUUGCAGCAGUUACAUCGUGGGUAGAAUUUUUCCUUGAAGCUUAUUUUUUUCCUGAUCUAAAAGAACACUUUUAUGUCUCUUAUCUGGGGCUCGUCAUGUGCAUUGCUGGAGAGUUCUUAAGAAAAUUAGCCAUGCUAACGGCGGGAAGAAACUUUAAUCAUUUGGUACAAUCAGAGAAAGCCAGUGAUCAUGUACUUGUCACUGACGGUGUAUAUUCAUUUUUCCGCCACCCGAGUUACGUUGGAUGGUUUUACUGGGCGAUAGGUACUCAGAUUAUACUUUUGAAUCCACUUUGUAUUCCUGCAUAUGCAGCUGUUUCAUGGAUAUUCUUUAAUAGUAGAAUUUACAUUGAAGAAAUAACGCUUUUAAACUUUUUUGGUCAAAGUUAUGUCAACUAUCAGAAAGUCGUAAGUACUGGUUUACCAUUUAUAAAAGGUUAUGAAAUAUAACUGCAAUUACGUACUGAAAACUUGGACUGUCUAUUAAAUUAUGCUCAAAAAGUGUAUACCAGUCGAAGACAAUUAGUUUAUAAUAUACAUACUGUUAUUUGAUUUAACAAUUUGAUCAUGUAAAAUGUGAUUAAUAUAUGUAUACACGAAUA
Messenger RNA from Dendroctonus ponderosae (mountain pine beetle), 1272 nucleotides. RefSeq names its product protein-S-isoprenylcysteine O-methyltransferase (gene ste14). Bases 278 to 1120 code for a protein of 280 amino acids. Gene Ontology annotation, cellular component: endoplasmic reticulum; membrane. The transcript is spliced from 5 exons. Gene Ontology annotation, molecular function: protein C-terminal S-isoprenylcysteine carboxyl O-methyltransferase activity. The record is from RefSeq and is a predicted model, not a curated record. NCBI's taxonomy places the organism in Eukaryota, Metazoa, Arthropoda, Insecta, Coleoptera, Curculionidae. Gene Ontology annotation, biological process: C-terminal protein methylation.